AUGGUUCCCUUCCGAUCCUCACGUACUCGCUCCCAAGCCCUUGCUGAAAAUGCGCCUAACCGAACAAGAGCGGGCCAGAUUGACCACGAUGUUUUUGAGGGAUUGCCUGUUCGCCGCUGGUCCCGCCAGCGGACCACCUUUUCGCAGACUCCCAAAGUCGAAGUACUCGAUACAGGUACAGCAGGCUCGCAUGCACUACCGGAGCUACCAAUGCCAAAAGAUAGCCAGCUGCUGACACCACUGAGUCGAUCGCUACUCCGUGCUGCCCGUGCCGGCUGUACCUACAUCAAGGCCGUCAGAAAGGAUCCCGAUACAAACGGGAAGGAACCUAAGGGAGAAGAUUCAGUUGGCUCGACGAAUUAUGAGCGAACGUUUACAGCUGUGAAAUGGUCUACAAUUCCCCGCCGUCUCGAACCUCCAGAGGCGGAGUUUCUAGCUAAGAGGCGGCCUGGUUUGCGCUCAUUAUAUGGGGCGGCGGGGGCGGCGAUCACCAACGCUGGACCCGGGAUUGCGAAUGCGGGAAAUCAAGUACAGAUGAGGAAAACGAAGUUCAAGAAGGUUGAUGCGGUAACUGGGAGUGUAAUCAUCUAUGAGGCAUGGGUACCCGAAGGGCAUAGGGUGGAAGGAGAAAUUGCAGAUGAAGCUGAGAUUACUGCCGAAAACCCCGAGGCUACUAUUGUUUCCGCCGCUCCUGCGCCAGGAACCGUAGUAGAGGGAGUCGGGAUAGUCGACCAGGAAGGAGUUGUUGUUGCCGAACCUGAAGGUAGUAUGGUCGCAGUUGUUCGAAAACGAAAUCCACCGCCGAAACGGAAGGCCAAGGGAUUUAGCAAAGGGAAACGGAAGAAAGUCAUGUUUUCGCAUGACGGUGCUGAUCCAUCCCAUGCAUCUGAAGGUUCAGGACAAGCAGUGACGGGACAGGCCCAGGAUUCUUCUAGUCAACGUUCCGACCAGCCAGGCAAGGAUGCCGCUGGUGAUGAAGAGGAGGACGAAGAAGAUGACGGUGAUGGAAGCGAAGAGGAAGAAGAAUACGGCGACGAGUCUAAACCCCAAACAAAAUCAGAAGCCGUACCAGCGCCUCCAGAACUAGAAGACAAGAGGCAAGGCGUCUCUGGAAUGAAUCCCCCUGAUAAGUCUAGCUCUCCGGAAUUGCCGCUUUCAAAAGCGGUCACUGAACGUGCUGAAACGGCCGCAGCUGGUAGCAACCUGCAUACACUUUCCACUGACAUGGAGAAAGCGGAAGCUUCCGAUAUGGUUUCACCAUCUGAGCUAGCUAUUGAUACGCAACUAGCUCCGCAGAUAUCGGAACAAGAGGUUGAAAACCAGCAAAAGGUUGAAUCGGCGUCGGAUAAACCACCUACGCCGUCACAGGAAGACAAAACCUCAGACAAACCCCAGCAUACGCCGCCACCGUCUAUGGAAGCCGAACGCACUCCUGCAUCGAUUGUCGCACCUACACCAAUGGAAGAGGAGCGUACACCGGCAACUGAACCUUUACAGGCCUCAAGAGAACGUACUUCAUCCGUGAUGGAUACUGGACCUGUCCGGUUUGAGGACGGAGAAGUAGACCUCCUUGGAAGCUUGGAAGCUAGUCUAGACAACCCCCCUCAAACAUUUGAGGAAGAUAAGCCAAGUCAGGAGCGCGAGAAGGAGGAUGGAAAGGUUGAGGAAGCGGAUGUGACAAUGACUGGCUAG
Uncinocarpus reesii 1704 is the source of this 1692-nucleotide messenger RNA. RefSeq lists its product as uncharacterized. Bases 1 to 1692 code for a protein of 563 amino acids. NCBI's taxonomy places the organism in Eukaryota, Fungi, Ascomycota, Eurotiomycetes, Onygenales, Onygenaceae. The record is from RefSeq and is a predicted model, not a curated record. The transcript is spliced from 2 exons.